AUGGCGGCUCGAUGGGGCUCGUUCCUUUCCCAGGCCGUGGCCGGCGUCGAGGCUCGGCUGGAUAACAUCCUGGCCGAGGACGAAGACGGCCAACCACUACAGCAGCAGAAGGAGUCGUCCUCCAAGCCGUCGACUCCCACGCCACCGGUCAAGCAGAGUCCCUCGAGAGCCGCCUCGACCACGCGCACCAAUGACCGGCUUCAAGAACGGCUCGCCCGAGCCAUGGCUGCCAAAGCCGCCGCUCGAAACUCUAUGUCCGCUCAAGGGAGUCCACGACAGAGCUUCGACGCACCGAACCGCAGCUCGAUCGACAGUAUAGACCGCCCGAGCCCGAGCCCGACUUCGAAGGAAUUUCCGAAGGAUACACCGUCGCCUAGGGCGUCGCAAGAUAUUGCCAGGACCUCGCAGGACGGGGGAUCGCAACCGGAUGCGAAGGAGGACACGGCCGCCCGCGAGGCGCAAACUCGGGUAUCGGGGGACGAAUCGAAUGGCGCGAGAGCCUCUUUAGAUGAAGCACCGCCCAGGGCCCCCACGCCAACAGCAAUACCAGACGCCAAAGCCCCAGUGGCCGAGCCACAAGACGAGACGAAGACGACCGCUGACGCCCCCGACACCACCGACAGGACGGCCGAAGUUGAAGAGAAGGAAAGCGAGAAGGCCCAGGAUCCACAAUCCCUACACCAAGAGGAGAUCCACGGGUAUGUGGAGCGCAUCGAUGCGCUGGAGGCCAAACUACAGUUCCUAGCAAGGGAAGCUUCAGACUCAGCAAGGCAAGCUGCGCUAGCAGCCCCAGCUGGGAGUCUCGAGAAGAAGCUGGCGGAAAAGGACCAACAGAUCGCCCAGUUGAUAGAGGAGGGCAAAAACCUCGCGAGCACAGAUCACAGGCACCGCGCAUUAGUAAAGAAACUACGCACGAAUAUCGCAGAGAACGAGAAGGACAUCGGGGCCUUCCAGACGGCAAAGGCCAAAUCGGACCGGGAACUCGAGGCGUUACGCAGCCGCGCGCGCCGAGCCGACGAACUCGAAAAGACACACCACGAGCUGCAGAAGCGAUUCGACCAAACACAGAGGGAGCUCAACACCCACCGAUCUGACGUCCGCUCCAAGGACAGCACCAUCUCCGAGCUGCGCUCGCAACUCCGCAAAGCCACCGAGCAGGCCGACGCCAUGACAGCCAAGGUGAACGACCAGGCGCGGGAGCAAGACAAGCGGAAGAUUGCGGAGCUCGAAGAGGAACUAGCUGCUGUGAAAGUGGAAAAGAACCUAGUCGCCGACCGCGGUAAGGCGCAGGCCACAGAGCUGCGGGAGAAAGCGGACCGGGCUACCGAGCGGGCGCGCGCGUUGGAAAUCGAGCUCAAGGGCGAGGUGCAGGCGCUGGAGGGGAAACUCGAGGCGAUGCGCAUGCGGGCCGAGGAGGCGUCGUCGGGCGUGGCGGGGGAUUCGCAGGCGAAACUGCUGCGGCAGGUCGAGACGCUGCAGACGCAGUACUCGAUUGCGAGCGAGAACUGGCAGGGGAUUGAGACGUCGCUGCUGGCGCGGAUUGGGGGCAUGGAGAGGGAGAGGGAUGAGGCGCUGCAGAGGGAGUCGGACAUGCGGAGGAAGGCGAGGGAAGCUGCUGUCCGCGCAAAACGCCAGGCGGAGGAACUGGAAGAGGCCAAAACCCAGAUUCCCACCAUCCAGGAAGACGUCAAGUCCUCCUACCAGAAGCAGCUCGAUGCGCUCAAGAAGCGCGCCGAGGAAGCCGAAGCGGCUCUCGCCAAAGCCAGGGCCGAGUUCGAGCAGCAGAAACAAUCGUGGGACGCCGAGAAGGAGGAACAGCGUCAACAACUCCGUGACGCCGCGCCUGAACGCCCGCGCUCCUGGCUCGAGGGUCUCCCGGGCAACUCGUUCCUCAAGCCCGACAGUCGCCCAGCCUCACCGCAACUCGCCACCCCACAACGGACCUUCAGCACCGACUUCCUCGGCAUCUCCUCCCUCAGCAGCAAAGCCCGCAAGGUCUCGGGCAACCCAUCAAGCGCCAGCGACGCCGGCGCCGCAGCCACUUUCGACCCGCGCUUCUCCCGCCGUCCAUCCGCCCAGCACCCGCCUGUCCGGCCCACCAUCGCCUCCCCACCCACGGGCAGCGGCGUGUUCAGUCCACUGAGUAUCCUCAGCCCAACCUCCGAAGCAGCCCCGUCCGCCGGCCUCGGCCUCGGCGUGGGCUUGGGCUUGGUCCACAACGUCCAACGCGGCGAAGACGCCUUCAGCCCCAGCCCCACCCUCGAACACCAUCACCACCAACCCCCCCACCGCACCUCCUCCCCGCAACCCAUCCUCCCACAAGACCUCAUCUCCGUCUCCACCGUCGCCGCCGGCCCCUCCGUCCAACUCGUCGAGCGCAUGAGCGCCGCCAUCCGCCGCCUCGAAAGCGAAAAAGUCACCGCCCGCGAAGAACUGGCACGCAUCGCGCGACAACGGGACGAUGCCCGCGGGGAGAUAGUCGCGCUAAUGCGGGAAGUGGAGGCGCAUAAGGCGGCGGUGCAGAAGGUGGAAGGGUUGGAGGGGGAGGUGGCGGAGGUGAAGGCAAGGUAUGGCGCUGCGUUGGAGUUGUUGGGGGAGAAGAGUGAGGAGGUGGAGGAGUUGAGGGCGGAUGUCGCGGAUGUUAAGGCCAUGUAUCGGGAUUUGGUGGAGAGGACUGUUAAAUAG
This is a messenger RNA of Dichotomopilus funicola, 2685 nucleotides long. RefSeq names its product TATA element modulatory factor 1 TATA binding-domain-containing protein. Gene Ontology annotation, cellular component: Golgi apparatus; endoplasmic reticulum. The record is from RefSeq and is a predicted model, not a curated record. The coding region runs from base 1 to 2685 and encodes 894 amino acids. NCBI's taxonomy places the organism in Eukaryota, Fungi, Ascomycota, Sordariomycetes, Sordariales, Chaetomiaceae. The transcript has 4 exons.